This is a messenger RNA of Rhopilema esculentum, 3546 nucleotides long. RefSeq lists its product as uncharacterized. NCBI's taxonomy places the organism in Eukaryota, Metazoa, Cnidaria, Scyphozoa, Rhizostomeae, Rhizostomatidae. The record is from RefSeq and is a predicted model, not a curated record.
ACUGAUAAAGAAAGUUUCUACUUACCAUUUAAAUGUGGUUUUUAGCAUAUCUAGCAAUGUCCUGAUUUUUUCUCUCGAUGGUUCCUACACCUGGGAAACAGUCCCUUAUAAUAUGCCUUUGAAGUGGCUCUAAAAGUUGUUCUUUGCAUUGCGAGAUCAAAGAUGUUAAGGCAAAUCUGGAGAUGUGCUCUACACCCUUGCCAAAAUAACUGGAAAGCCUGCAUCAAAUUUCAGUUGUUUGACAAAUUCCUCCCUUUGGCUAUCAGCAAUGUUUCUAAUUCUUAAAUGUUCUAUGAUUGCGGUUGGAAAUAUUACUUUCUUCGUUAAUGUAUACGCCUAUUUCUAGGCAAUCGGUAUCAGAAAAAGAGAGCGAGAGAGAGAGAGAAUUAUCGACAUCAAUGAUAACUUGAAGAGAUUGAAACCUGCCAUUAUCAUUUCAACUUGACUAUUCCUGUAUUUAAGUGAUUUACUGUCAAUAAUCAUUCUUUGGAUAUCAGUUUUCGCAAGUAACCAAACGAUAACACACCCUUAAUCUGGAAACCACUGUGAGUUUCGAAACCUGCCUCCACCAAUAUGGCGAUAAACCACAACAGAUGUUUUUAUUUCACAAAGCUAAAGUGUCUUAAUGGACUUAGGAAAUUUGUGUUUCUGCCCAGGAUACCAAAGCACGUGCAAAAGGCAAUGGCUGUACUGUACCCAGCUCUUGAGAAAGGAAUAUUUUAAUAAUUUCUUGUUUUGUCGAUUCUUUUGUCUUGAUGUUUUGUAUCCUUAUCCCACCAGCCCUGAAAAUCGUUUGCCUGCUGUUGUGUUCUUGAAAACAGAGUUUGAUAUUUAUAAAGUCAUUAACAUGUAUUUGUGGGUUUUAACCACAUGGUUUAAUAAAUUGCUAUGAAAAUUGUAAACAGCCCGCCUCUAUUCCUGAUAAGCCGAGAUAUAGCCAUACGGGUGCAAGCUCCUCCCCAAUCCCAUCACUGUACGUUGCUCUUGGUUUUCAAAUUUAUGAAUCACGCGUUAACAACACUAACCCUUAAGGGGACUUCAGGUCCUUCACUUGGCUUAAUUCAUCCAUUUUUUACAAAAUCUUACUGAUGUUACUGUUAUUUCUGAUUUUAUAGGAAUUCUACGGUUUUCUUUAAAACUGUAUACAGUAGCCUAAAUAAAGAGCAUUUCAAACAAUUUUUAUGACGCCUAUACUCCUCUUCACUAUUUGAUUACAAUGUAUUAUUUGACGUAAUAUUGCCAAAAUUUAAAAUUCAUGACGUAUUAUUCAUGAAAUUACUGCUAAUGUGCAAUAAGGAGAGAAAGAGCCUCAUCUAACGCGCUAUGAAUCGUCACGUGGUGCUGUAUAACAAGAGCCGCCAGAUUUGAAGUAGAAAGACUGGACAAGAAAAGCAGUCAUACUCUAAAAAUAGCGAUGGAAAGCUGGCAGAUAAGCCUGCUUGUAGUAACUGCCAUAACAGUCUUUCAAGUACACGGAUAUUGUGUGCCAGGCACAGAUACAACAUUAGAAGUUGUUCAGCCAGUUGGCAGUCAGAAAGUCCAAGUCCCUGCUAGUGGUACAACCAAAUUGGAAGUACGUUACAAAGGGCACCCCGCAAUAAGAUGGUACGUCAAUGGAAAAGAAAUACCCACAUCGUCACAAUCGCCCCAUUAUGAAUUCGUUAAAGGGGGCCCAGGAUUGAAUCAAAUAGGCCCUAUUUUGAAAAUAAAGAAUUUCAAGAAAGAAUUAGCUGGCGAUUACAAGGUUACAAUAAACAAAGAUGGUUGUGUUAACAGCAAAACGAUAACGGUUGCACUUGACAAAUCUUUCAACCUGCAGUUCUAUAUUGACACAAUUCUAAACAAAGUUCCCUACCUCAAGACUAAAGCAGGCAUUUGUUUAUUUCUGGUUGGCAUUGGAUUCUUAUUUGUCAUCAUUCCACUGAUGAUAUGUGGUGCCCUCUGUUCCAAAAUACGAAAGUUAAAAAAGGAGCUCCGUUCUGAAAAAGGCAAAAUCGACAUGUAUUUCGAAUACGAAACGAAAAAUAAAGGACACUCCAAAGGAAAACAUACAGCAAAGAAAAAGGCUCACAAAGAAAAAUCGACUUCAAAGGAAAGAGAAUCUUUGAUCGAAGAUUCAAGCUCAUCCGAUGAUCAUACACGGCCGAAAAAGAAACACAAAUCUCAUCAUGAUAGAGAAAAGUAGGGGAUUUCCCAAGCAAACUAUGAUGUAAUGUCUGUAGUGAGGAUAAAUUAUCGUUUCUAAGAAGCAAUUUUUUCUUCCGGGUAAACAAUUUUGUGAUAAAUGUCUUUCCUUUCUUAGCUACUAGUCAGCAAGGACCGCGCACCAGUUUAAAUGUGGUGAGGGCUGAAAAGGCAUGACCGGAAAUGUUUUGACGCCACGCCCUCUAGAACGCCGAAAAACGCCCCUUUUAGAAAACACUUGCUUAAUUCUACGGAAGUUUUAAAAACAUUCUGGUUCAGAGUAUAUGUCAAUAUCUAUAGAAGUAGAUGAAAUUAGCUUGGGGAUAAUAAAACUUCAAGAAAAACACCUAGAAAAUGAACAAAAAGGGUUCCCAGUCAAGAAAAACUGCUACUCCUAAGGAGUAUACUAUCAAUAUUGCGCUGAAGCAUAGUUAGAGAAAACUUUCCAAAAAAUUUCUUAUCUAUUAUUGCAAAAAAGUGGAGGGGCUAUAGCCCCUGCUAGCCCAAUGGUACCCUGGGUACCAGACUCACUAUAUAUUAAAUAAUAAUAGAGAGUCUCUACUCUCUUUUAUUUUAUAUAGUGAGUCUGGUACCCAGGGUAGCCCAAUGGCUGCGCGGUGCCUGGUUAUGGUCCAUGUUUCUUUCGAGUAAAGUAAAGCUAUACAUUUUCUAUACAGAAAAGUGCUGGGGCCCAAUGGCUGCGCGGUGCCUGCUAGUCAAAUCACCCCUUUACUAUGUAUGCAUGAAGUUUUAACAAACCAUAUAAAGCAAAAUUUGAUGAUAUCGUCCCUGAAAAUGAAGUUGAUGUUUCUGAUUUUAGGAUGACAUGCCAACCAAUGGCGUUUUAUCGAACAUUUGUGAAAAUUUGCAAAUCAACCAUCAUUGCAAGAUUUUGGAAGAAUUUUUAGGAGACUUUAGCGAUAUUAUACUGUUAUGUGAUUCAAAACAUCGAUCUUUAAAGACUAGUUUCCUAUUGAGGAGGUUUUCUAAACAUCAAAACUUGAAGGGCUGCAGAAACCUUAUAAUUCUUUUAUUUGCAUCCUAGCGUGAAGCCUUUUUUCGAUCCAGUUUCUUCUCCAAUGAGACAACUUGAUGAUUAACAGUUGGCUGCUAGUAGCCCUGAAAACGCUGAAUAUGAUAGUCUAAAACCUCCCUACCCCUAAAUAUCUUGGCAUCAGAAGUUCCGAAAAGGCCUUUUAGCAACUUGUUCAAUGACAAGGAACUCUAACUCAUUGAAGAUCAUGCCUAAAUUCGGAAGGGUUGAUGCUGUUAGGUUUUCAUUUUUUUAUUCAAUCGUUUCUGUAUAGAAUAGCCUGCCAGACAGUAUUGUGAUGCAGGCAAAUUCGGAUACCUUUUACAACC